Molecule: messenger RNA, 1419 nt
Organism: Aspergillus alliaceus
Lineage: Eukaryota; Fungi; Ascomycota; Eurotiomycetes; Eurotiales; Aspergillaceae
Exons: 7
Coding region: 1-1419 (472 amino acids)
Biological process (GO): carbohydrate transport; transmembrane transport
Cellular component (GO): membrane
Molecular function (GO): carbohydrate:proton symporter activity
Source: RefSeq, a predicted model, not a curated record
AUGGGGUUCUUACUGCAAAAGCCUACUGGAACGGAAGGCAGAACCUGGCCGGCCAUCCUGAUUAGUGGUUUCGUCGCGUUCGGCGGAAUUUUGUUCGGGUAUAACACCGGCACAAUCAGCGGCAUCCUUGCCAUGCCGUACUGGGCCCAGACGUUCUCAACUGGCUACCGAGACAGUACCGGUCAGCUGAACGUCACAGCUAGCCAGUCUGCUGCGAUAGUGUCCAUCCUUUCAGCAGGAACCUUUUUUGGAUCCCUAGGGGCUGCGCCCACUGGGGACCUCAUCGGCAGCCGUUGGGGACUGAUUGCGUCCAACGGCGUUUUUGUAGUGGGCGUCGUAUUGCAGACCAUCGCGACAUCCAUUCCGCCGUUCCUUGCUGGCCGAUUUUUCACAGGAUUUGGGUCUGAGACGGCCCCCAAAUGGAUUCGUGGAUUUAUCGUGGGUUCCUAUCAGUGGGCAAUUACUAUCGGUCUACUCCUGGCCUCGGUGGUCAACAAUGCCACUCAUAUGCGGGAUGAUCCCGGGUCCUACCGCAUUCCGAUUGCGGUGCAGUUUGCCUGGUCCAUAAUCCUCGUCGCUGGUGUCCUCAUCCUUCCCGAGACCCCUCGGUACCUGAUUAAGGCUGACAAGAGGGAAGCCGCCACAAAAAGCCUUGCCAAACUGCGUCGUCUGCCCGAGGACCAUGCCGCAGUCCAGAGCGAGCUGGGGGAGAUCCAGGCCAAUCACGAGCAUGAGAUCAGCCUGGGCGGCUCCAGCUAUAUUGACUAUUUCCGAGGCAAUAUCGGAAAACGUCUUAUGACAGGCUGCCUCCUGCAAGGACUGCAGCAGCUUACUGGCAUUAACUUCAUCAUUUACUACGCACCCAGCUCUUUAAGAACUCGGGCUACGACAAUGAAUUCGGUCGACGUCCUGUUUUACUCACGGGGGGCGGUCGGUAUGUUUGUCGCGCAGCUACUAGUGGCUAUUCUCGGAACUACAACAACAGGUCAGGAUACCCAGAAGGCGGCAAUUGCAUUUAUCUGUCUCUUCGUCUUCUUCUUCGCUGCUUCGUGGGAGAUUUUCCCCCUCAAAACUAGAGCCAAAUCUCUCUCCAUGACUACCGCGACUAACUGGAUCGUCAAUUGGGCAUUGGGGUACGCCACGCCCUACCUGGUCAACUACGGCCCAGGAAACGCAAAUCUGCAGCCGAAAAUCUUUUUCGUUUGGUCCGGCUGCUGUUUCCUCUGCAUAGUCUUUAGGGAGGUAGAUGAGCUCUAUAGCGAAGUCACGGACGCACGGAAGAGUGUAGGUUGGACCCCAAGUAUCACCUUUAUGCAGAUGAGAGAAGCAGGUUCGGUGAAGGACAGCGAGGACUAUGUGACUGAGAAGCACGAAGAGAAUAGCGGGGCUCGUGGGGUGGCAUUCAAUUCAAACAUCUGA